Ipomoea nil (Japanese morning glory) is the source of this 4242-nucleotide messenger RNA. Its product is annotated as mitogen-activated protein kinase kinase kinase YODA-like. Bases 1043 to 3721 code for a protein of 892 amino acids. Gene Ontology annotation, molecular function: protein kinase activity; ATP binding. The record is from RefSeq and is a predicted model, not a curated record. The transcript is spliced from 13 exons. Lineage: Eukaryota; Viridiplantae; Streptophyta; Magnoliopsida; Solanales; Convolvulaceae. Gene Ontology annotation, biological process: protein phosphorylation.
AAAAUUCAUCGUUCAGACAGCCCUGAACUUCCAUUUUUCAUUGCUCCCUUAAAAAUCUCUCUCUCUCUGAUUGGAAUUCUGCAACUUCUCUCAUUCUCUUUCACUCUCACAAAUUAGGGUUUCCAUUUGAGCUUUAUUCUUUUCCGUACAGAGCUCAAAUCCGAAGCGAGCUUGCUGCUUUCUCGCGAUGCGACAAGGAAGAAGCUGAGAGUAACAGAUCAGCAGGAUCGGCUAGUAAUUGUUUUCUCCGGGAUACCGGGUAGUCGACCUAGCAAAAUGGAGGAAGAAAUUAUAUAUGUUUAGUUAUGGGUUUUAUAAAAUUCCAGGGAAGGUGUAUCUUUCUUCACUGCAUCAAGUUCUGCUUAACUUUGAGUUAUUGGAAUUUGUUUGGUUUCUGGUAGUGAGAGAUGAUUAGAUGAUGGUUGUAGUUGUUGAAAUGGUAAAGGCAGGAAUGGGGCUGAAAUUGAUCGGUGUCUGUUUUGGGGGGUGGGGUGGUGGGUUUAUAUUUGAUAUCCGUAUUGAGAGAUCCAAUUCAGUAGUGGCAGUUGACAAUUGAUAUUACAGAGCAAGUUUCUUUAAGUAAUGAUAUUGGAUUAUUUUGAAUCCCAGAGGGAGAUGGGAUUUGAAGUUUGAACCCAAGACAAAUACCUUUGAAACUGGCUUGGUUACCCACAUAACUGAGCGCCAAAUGCCGUUAUGGCUAUGAGUUGGCUUCCAAAGGGUCACCUUUUGGUUGCCACAUUAUCUGUAUUCCUUUUUUAAGGCCAAACAUUAGGAAUGUGAAGGGAGGUUUGAUCUUUACAUUAAUAUGGCCAAAUCUAUUACCUUAGUUACCUGGAAAUUGGUUAAUUCCUGAUAUUUUCCUUAAUCAACUGAAAAUAUAGGUGGGCUGUUACAGUUGUUUAAAAUGUAUGAUGCUCUGGUUCUAUAAUUCCUGAUAUGCUCUGGUUCUCAAGACCUUUGCUGUAAAUCCAUCACAUACUCUACACAAUGCCAGAGAUCCCAUUUUUUAACUCUUAGUUGAUAAACAAGCUAAGAAAAUAUGCCUUCAUGGUGGCCAAAGUCAUUAAAGGAUGCAAAGAAGAAAGAAAAUAAAGAAAGUUUCAUUGGUACAUUGCAUAGAAAAUUAAAAAACCCAUCUGAUAGUAAGUCUGCUAUUAAGCCUGGGGGAUCUCGAAGGCAUGGUAAUGACUCAGUUUCAGAGAAGGGUUCUCUAUCCCGAGCUGAAUCAAGAUCAUCAUCACCUUCCAAACAUGUAUCAAGGUGUCAAAGCUUUGGAGAAAGGCCUUUGGCCCAACCACUCCCACUUCCAGACCUGCACUCAGCAAGGGUAGUCCGAACAGACUCUGGAAUCAUUUCAACAAAGCUAAGAGAAGGGAAGGGUUCUAAGCCAUACCUCUAUUUGCCUAUACCUAGGCCUCGAUGUAUCAUGCCCAGGUUGGAUCCCACAGAUGUUGAUGGAGAAUUAGUAGUAGCAUCAAUUUCAAGUGAAUGCUCUGUAGAGAGUGAUGAUCUGACUGACUCACGUCAACGUAGUCCUCUGGCAUCUGAUUAUGAAAUUGGAGGCAAAAAUGCGUUGCGCAGCCCAUCCAGUGUGAUUCCUAAGGACCAGUCUCCUGUUGGACAAAUAAGCAGAAGAGAGGCAACAGGAUUGAUUAAUCUUUCCUCCAGCAGAUGUAUCAACUCUUCAUCUCCUAAAAGGGGACCUCUAAAUAGCCUUGUGCCCAAUCUACAGGUCCCUUGUCAUGGUGCUUUUCGCAGUGCUCCAGAUAGCUCAGUGUCAAGUCCCUCUAGAAGUCCAAUGAGUGGUAUUGGAAAUGAGCAAGUUCCUGGUUCAAUGUUAUGGGCAGGAAGACCUUCUCCUGAUAUUCCUCUUCUUGGAUCAGGCCAAUGUUCAAGCCCUGGCUCAGGUCAAAAUUCUGGGCAUAAUUCAAUGGGAGGUGAUAUGCUAGGACAAUUAUUUUUGCAACCUAGUAGAGGAAGCCCUGAGUAUUCUCCAAACCCUAGUCCCAGAAUGAGAAGUCCUGGACCUAGCUCCAGAGUUCAAAGUGGUGCAGUCACACCAAUCCAUCCCAGGGCUGGAGGUGGAGACUCUGAAUCCCAGACUUGCUGGCCUGAUGAUGGGAAACAACAAAGUCAUCCCUUGCCCCUUCCUCCUGUUAGAAUGUCAAAUUCAUUACCAUUUUCCCAUUCAAAUUCAACUGCUGCAUCUCCCUCAGUGGCCAGAAGUCCAGGGAAAGCAGAGAAUCUGACAAGUCCUGGCUCACGCUGGAAAAAGGGAAAGUUACUUGGUAGAGGCACGUUUGGACAUGUAUAUGUUGGUUUUAACAGUGAUAGUGGUGAAAUGUGUGCAAUGAAGGAAGUUACGUUAUUUUCUGAUGAUGCAAAAUCGAAGGAAAGUGCUAAGCAGUUAGCCCAAGAGAUUGCAUUAUUGAGCAGGUUAAGGCAUCCAAACAUUGUUCAAUAUUAUGGGUCUGAAAUGGGUGGUGAUAUGUUGUAUAUAUACUUGGAAUAUGUAUCUGGUGGUUCUAUCUAUAAGCUUUUACAAGAAUAUGGGGCAUUUGGAGAAACAGCUAUCCGUAGUUACACUCAACAAAUACUAUCUGGGCUUGCGUAUUUACAUGCUAAACAGACUGUGCACAGGGAUAUCAAAGGAGCAAAUAUUCUUGUGGAUCCAAAUGGACGCAUUAAGUUGGCAGACUUUGGCAUGGCAAAGCAUAUUACAGGGCAGUCCUGUCCAUUAUCAUUCAAGGGUAGUCCUUAUUGGAUGGCACCAGAGGUCAUUAAGAAUUCAAACGGACGCAACCUUGCUGUUGAUAUAUGGAGUCUUGGAUGUACAGUCUUAGAAAUGGCUACAUCAAAACCGCCUUGGAGCCAGUAUGAAGGGGUUGCUGCCAUGUUCAAGAUUGGGAAUAGUAAAGAACUACCUAUUAUUCCGGAGCACCUGUCUGAUGAGGGGAAGGAUUUUAUCAGGCAAUGUUUGCAGCGUGAACCACGGUCUCGUCCUACUGCUGCUCAGCUAUUGGAUCAUCCUUUUGUAAAAAAUGCUGUGCCUCCAGAAAAACCUGUUAUUUCUUCAACGCAAUCUGAUCCAACUGGUGCUGGCAUGGAUGGCAUGAAAUCUCUGGGCAUUGGGCAUGCGAGGAAUACACCUUGCUUUGAACCAGAAAGACUCGCAAUCCAUUCAUCCAGAUUUUCAAAGUCUAGUAUCUAUGGCAGCGAAAUCCAUGUUCCAAGGAACAUAUCAUGCCCUGUCUCUCCGAUUGGGAGCCCUCUUUUACAUCCAAGGUCACCUCAACACCUAAAUGGAAGGAUGUCCCCAUCACCAAUAUCAAGUCCUCUUGCUGCAUCAGGCUCAUCCACACCACUCUCCGGAGGGAAUGGUGCAAUCCCAUUUCAUCACUUCAAUCAAUCAAUUUACUUACAAGAGGGCAUUGCCAAUCUCUCACAGGGUCUGUAUAUUAAUGCCCCCUCCUAUUGGGAACCCGAUGCUUCCCGGGGGAUGCAAUCCGGAGCUCAUGCUUUGUGGGAUGUGCAACCCACUGAAAACGAUGCUCUUGCAAAGCAGUUUGGAAGGCCCACCAGCGGAGAGUUUAACAAUGGUCAGUCAGUCUUGGCCAAUCGAGUCGCUCAGCAACUCCUAAGGGAUCAUGUCAAGUUGAUCCCCCCACUAGAUCUAAAUCCUUGCCAUCCCUUGGCUGGCCGAACCGGUGGAACAUGACGCCAGUUUUAUUCAAACACAGCAUUAGGGAAACAUGCCAAUCUCACUGUUGAAGGGGUAAACUUCACAAGUUAAUGAUAGUGAGUGAAGGAAGCUGGUUUUGUGUUAAGGGGGUCAAUCAAUGGGAGUACUGUUCAAUAACUGACCUGUUUGAGGAUUUCUUUUUCUUUUCUUAUCACUUUCAUUGGGUAAUGGUAUACCUUACGAGAUAGCCGGCUGCAAUGAAAAUGAACUGCCAUUGAUGUGCCACCCUUUCAAAGACGAGCUUGCUUCCUGCCACCUUCUCUGAUUGAGCAUAUCUGGAUUCUGCACAUGAGCAGCUAGCUUGUAUAAAGCUAAAGCUGGUGUAAAAGAUUGAAUUUGAUACUUAACUGACCCAAGGCAGGCAUUUAUGAAGGAUUCACUUGUUUGGUAAGGCAGCUAGCUUCAAGGAUUCAAUGUAUAGCUGAUUCAUCAGUGACAGUUGUUGCAUCAAACUUGUAUAUUUAUGAUGGGGCAAAGGUAGAGAAGAGUUAGCCUGA